UAUGUCAGAUAGUGUUCAACGCUGUGUGGGUGCUAUGGUGUGUGACGUCUGUGUCGUAUUGCGUACACAGUGAUUACGUAUCGUGGAGCGUAGUAUGAAACUGUCGAAUUACGUUGUGCGCUUUUAACUUCGUGAACUCCGUGCAUUAAAUUUAAAGGUCGUUGUGGAGGGGCAGCCCACAGCCCCGGGACUCCCCCGGUCUCCCACGGCGCCCGCGCGCUCGCAGCACGCGCCGUCCGGCAGUCCGGACAUGGACGACCCUUCCAGCAAAAGGCAGGCCACCAGAGUUUUCAAGAAGAGUUCGCCGAAUGGGAAGAUUACUGUAUAUUUGGGAAAAAGGGAUUUUGUUGAUCAUAUAACACACGUGGAUCCCAUAGAUGGAGUGGUACUUAUCGACCCAGAUUACGUUAAAGACCGGAAGGUGUUUGGUCAUGUUCUUGCUGCUUUUCGGUAUGGUCGUGAGGAUCUGGAUGUCCUAGGACUUACUUUCAGGAAAGAUUUGUACCUUGCAUCAGAACAGAUUUAUCCCCAGGAUAGCAGCACAUCAAAGAGGCCACUUACAAGAUUACAGGAGCGUUUAAUCAAGAAACUAGGACCAAAUGCAUAUCCAUUUUAUUUUGAACUACCUCCCCACUGUCCUGCUUCAGUAACUCUCCAGCCAGCACCAGGUGAUACAGGAAAACCUUGUGGCGUGGACUAUGAACUGAAAGCUUUUGUCGGAGAGUCUCAAGAUGAUAAGCCACAUAAGCGGAAUUCAGUACGGCUUGCCAUUCGGAAGAUAAUGUAUGCACCAAGCAAACAGGGUGAACAACCAUCUGUAGAAGUUAGUAAAGAAUUUAUGAUGAGCCCAAAUAAACUGCACUUAGAAGCAUCAUUGGACAAAGAGUUAUAUCAUCAUGGAGAAAACAUAGCCGUGAACGUUCAUAUAGCCAACAACUCAAAUAGAACAGUCAAGAAAAUAAAGGUUUCAGUGCGGCAGUUUGCAGAUAUCUGUCUAUUUUCAACGGCACAGUACAAAUGCACUGUAGCAGAAGCAGAAAGCGAAGAGGGCUGUCCCAUCGGACCAGGGUUCACCUUGAGCAAAGUGUUUGUGCUGACGCCCCUCCUAGCCAAUAACAAGGACAAGUGGGGCUUAGCUCUUGACGGACAGUUAAAACAUGAAGACACGAAUCUUGCCUCCAGCACUUUAGUUGCAGAUCCUUCCCAAAGAGAGAAUCUUGGAAUAAUUGUGCAGUACAAGGUCAAAGUGAAGCUCUGUCUGGGUGCACUUGGAGGAGACUUGAUUGCCGAGCUGCCGUUUAUUCUGAUGCAUCCUAAACCUGAAGAAGAGCCAGCACCAUCUACAGCCCGGCCAUCUCCAUCACAUGCAGUAAAGGAAGGUGGUGAAGAUGUUGUGCCUGUUGACACAAACCUUAUCCAACUUGAUACGGAAGGAAUAUGCCCUGAUCAAGAUGAUGAUAUAAUCUUUGAAGAUUUUGCAAGACUGCGAUUGAAAGGUGCAGAAACAGAUGCUUAAAAAUGGUCAUCGUUGGAAAAAAAAAAAAAAAAAAAAAACAA
This is a messenger RNA of Schistocerca nitens (vagrant locust), 1557 nucleotides long. RefSeq names its product beta-arrestin-1 (gene krz). Gene Ontology annotation, biological process: signal transduction; G protein-coupled receptor internalization. Bases 251 to 1516 code for a protein of 421 amino acids. The record is from RefSeq and is a predicted model, not a curated record. Gene Ontology annotation, molecular function: G protein-coupled receptor binding. Gene Ontology annotation, cellular component: cytoplasm. NCBI's taxonomy places the organism in Eukaryota, Metazoa, Arthropoda, Insecta, Orthoptera, Acrididae. The transcript is spliced from 13 exons.